Scheffersomyces coipomensis is the source of this 1332-nucleotide messenger RNA. RefSeq lists its product as uncharacterized. Lineage: Eukaryota; Fungi; Ascomycota; Pichiomycetes; Serinales; Debaryomycetaceae. The transcript has a single exon. Bases 292 to 978 code for a protein of 228 amino acids. The record is from RefSeq and is a predicted model, not a curated record.
UAUACCUGUAUUCAAAACUCUCAUAUGCAAAGUAAAAGGGCGGAUUUUAUAUCCCCGAACAACAAAAUAUUCUUUCUAAUUUUAGAAGUUUUAUGAAUUUACCCCAGAUAACUUUAAUUUAUUUGUUAAGCCUAUUUCACCCACAUUUUAAAUCAUCAAUGUUAAAAAACUAUUGUAAGUGCAGCUUUAUUCUGAAAUAUAGAUACUCUUCAAGAUAUUUUCAAAUUUCCUUCUUUCAAUAAAUAAUAUAACAUUCGACGAUCAAUCAUUCACUCGCUCUAUUAGUUUGAAAUGAAAGUUUCAACUACUAUUUCUUCCCUCGCUUUAUUAGUUUCGUCAGCUUUAGCUGAUUUACAAAACGUUUCAUUGUUCGUUUCCUCGGACGAUACUUCCAUCAAUGGUAGUGGUCUUGGUGCUCCACAUGAAGGUGCUGGUAUCAAUUACCUUUUUAUUGGUAGUAAUGGUGGCAAUUUUGGUACUGCCAAUACCAUAGCAUUGGUUUACAAUACAACUUCUCAAGGAUUAUAUUGGCAAUUAGAACCCGGAAUUAUUGAGUAUUUUGGUGUCUCUGGAGCUGUUGCUCAAUUAAGUGUGGCUGUGUCUGGAACUGGUGUUACCUUUGAAAAUGGUUACUUGGCUUAUGAUGGUUCAACCGAAGGUUUCUAUGCUCUUUAUAAUAUCAGUGAUCCAUACAAUUAUUCUAAAUCUCAAUUGGCUAUCGUCAGAGAUCUCAGUGCAUCCCCAGAAGGUGGUAUUCCAAUUUCUCUUACUGCUGUAUUUGGAAGUGCUUCUGCUACUGCUGCUUCAUCCACUACUUCAUCAGCUCCAACCACCACUGUUGCCACUGAAACCUCAACUACCUCUGCUGUCGAAUCUACCACUACUGUUGCUGUUAUUUCUUCAGGUGAUGCUGCUGGUGCUGUUAUUCCAGGAACCUUCUUAGGCGCUGCUGCUCUUGUUGCUGGAUUAUUAAUGUAAUUCAGCUUUCAACUUGCUUUUAAUUUUGCAUCUUCUUCAAAAAUUAUGUAUUUUGUUAAUUCUGUUGUAUUUAUUAUCCUAAUGUUUUUGUUUUAUUUUAGUUUAGGUUAGUUUCUGUUUAAUAUUUAUUUGUUCUGACGUCAUUAAAGACAUGUUAACUCUUUAGUAUCCCCGAUUAUUUAAAGUAAGUUAUUUCGGUGUUAGAAGGCACCAUUUUAAAUCUUUUUAAUCUAUUUCAUCUGAUUUGUAAGCUUCCUUCAUCUGUUUAUGGGGUCAAAUGCUAAAUUUAGCAACUGGAUAAAUGCAAGCUUCUCGGAGAUAAAUUCUAAAUUGAAUAACUUUGUAUAUCCCAUU